Phanerochaete carnosa HHB-10118-sp is the source of this 2024-nucleotide messenger RNA. RefSeq lists its product as uncharacterized. NCBI's taxonomy places the organism in Eukaryota, Fungi, Basidiomycota, Agaricomycetes, Polyporales, Phanerochaetaceae. Gene Ontology annotation, molecular function: protein binding. The coding region runs from base 48 to 2024 and encodes 658 amino acids. The transcript has 5 exons. The record is from RefSeq and is a predicted model, not a curated record.
GUAGCGGUGCUUCCGCUGAUGCGGCAGCUGCCUUAAGCGCAGGCUACAUGUGCAAGGAAGUACAAGGAGCGUUACUGGACCUGAAGAGCGAGGCGUAUGCCGAGAGCUUGUAUGAAAACCCGAGAAUCAUGGCCUACAUGGCCCGCCAACACGACAGCUGGUACACAUUCGCAAGGACCGAUCACCUCGUGGAGCCGGAGGACAUCGUCUUCGUCAGCGGCUGGGUAAAGACGCCGGCGAAUUGGGCGACAGCCGCCUUCAGAGACACGAGUAAAACACGCGAGGUGUCGCUCAAAGGUCAGAUAUGGCAGUUCGUCGGCCUUAAACUGUCCGCAUCGACGACCAAAGAGUAUUCCGGGCCUCCAAUGCAUAGGCAAGGGUCGAAGUAUCCGAAGCGCGCUGGUCGAAAUUCUACAAGGGACCAGUGUGUCUUCGUCAAGCGGAUCAAAAUCAAGAAGAGGCUCGGAAUAGUGCGAGUCCUUAUUGCUGGUGCCGGUCAUGAUAAACUGCCGCCCGGCAAUAGCGACCCUGAGACAGUGGCGGGAGUUGUUGCUGUGGAAGAGUUGUUAGAUACCGAGGACCUCGGCAACGGAGGAGCACUCUUCUCAGAAGGGCAGGGGAAAGCCAUCGAUCCUCUAGACGCCCUUCUUGAUUACAUUCUUGAGGUAUCUGGGGCCGACUGUGCCGUUGCACGCGACGAAGAUAUUGAAGCCAUGUUAGGAGGCGAUUACCCUCCGGUGGAUUUCUCUACGUAUCUUCGUAAAAGCCAGCCGCCCGUGGUAGUCGAAGACUCCCAGUACGGCUCGAUCUCCAUACCUAACCUGAUGUAUCGCGGAUGGGUCGAGUUGCAACAUCGGAGAAUUACAUCAUUGGACCUGCAAAAGUGGCCGUAUAUUAGGGAAGAGGGAUCCGGAGACCUCGUAUUUGGGCAAGUCCAACUGCCAAGCACGGAGAAACCAGGCGACCACAAGAUGUCGAAGUCCGCAUAUCUGGAGUUUGCUGACUCCACUGCCGGCGAUACGCAUAUGCCUUGCUUCACGUUGUCUGACGACGGAAAGCUGUUGGCGGCAUCCUGGCGAACUGUCGGCUCGGACAUCCUCGUCUGGCGGACAUCGGAUGGCCUAACGCUUCAGCAUCUUAGAGACCCAGAGUAUACAGACGGUGUCACUGCCGUUGCCUUCUCCCCAGAUGGCAGACGUCUGGUCACUGGGUCCGCUGACGAGACCGCGGUUAUCUGGGACAUCAGAUCUGGCAAACCCAUUAUGCGCUUGCGGGGACACACCUACUCCCUCACCGAUGUGGCCUUUUCCCCCGACGGUGUACGUAUCGUCACCGGCUCCGCUGACUAUGUCGUGAAGUUCUGGGAUGCCGCGACCGGGCUCCCGCUUUGCACGUUCUCGCUCGAUUCGCCAGUCCGCAAACUUGUCUUCUCAUCGGACGGCUCGCGGCUGGCAGUCAUGCUUGAAGACAAGAUCGCUCUCUACGAUGUCGGCGCACCCAUUGUGCAGCUCGGUGCCAUUCAUCACUACAACGUCACAGAUUAUCGUUCUGUCGCGUUUUCCCCGACAGGCGACCGGAUCUUUAUCUGCGCUCAAGGCCUUGUCGGUCGUCUUUACAACACCGACAGCUGUAAAGAACUCCUUCGACUGGAAGAGCCGAAUCGCAAGAUUGCCGUUGGGACCUUUUCUCCUGAUGGCAGUAGCGUGGCCAGCAUUGCUAGCGAGAAUCGCAGGUUCAUGCUGAUUGUUCAGGAUGCGUCAAAAGGAACCAUACGCUUCAAGGAGAGGAUCUGGGCAGGUGGAACCGCUGUUGCGUUCUCUCCAGACGGUACCCUUGUUGCCGCCGCCGGUGAAAUGAACGUGGUCGUCUGGAACAUGAAAUCGGGAGAGUUGGUCGCAGACCUCAGGGAGAUGCAGCGGGUAUCGGAUAUUAGAUUCCUUCCUGAUGGCCGGAGGAUUCUCUUUGUGGGACGCACGGACCGCAUGGGCAUUUGGAACGUCGCGGACACUUUACGGAUACGCUAA